AUGGGUUUGCCGUUGUGGGUGUUCUUCGGGCUUGUCGCUGUAAGAAUGAUCUCUAGAUAUGAGCUGGGCCUCUCUGAACCCAUUGUGGGUUGUGCUGAUUUAGGAGCUAUUGAUUUUGGCCAAAAAAUUCAUGGCUAUGUUUACAAAUUUGCUGGUCUUGCUGGUCAUAUUGUCGUCAAUAAUGGCCUGAUUGAUAUGUAUUCAAAAAGCGGCAACCUUGACUUGACUACAAAGAUUUUCAGUGAAAUGUUGAAUAAUGAUUUGUUAACAUGGACUACCAUGAUAUCCGGAUUGGCACUUCAUGGCAAAAAGUGA
Messenger RNA from Ilex paraguariensis (yerba mate), 315 nucleotides. The record is from the annotation of a GenBank genome assembly. Lineage: Eukaryota; Viridiplantae; Streptophyta; Magnoliopsida; Aquifoliales; Aquifoliaceae.